Thunnus maccoyii (southern bluefin tuna) is the source of this 520-nucleotide messenger RNA. RefSeq names its product zymogen granule membrane protein 16-like. The record is from RefSeq and is a predicted model, not a curated record. Lineage: Eukaryota; Metazoa; Chordata; Actinopteri; Scombriformes; Scombridae. The transcript is spliced from 3 exons. Bases 17 to 520 code for a protein of 167 amino acids.
CAAUUUGUUUCACAGAAUGCAUUACAUUGCCCUCUUCGUUGUGCUCACAGCCUCUGUCUUGGCUGACAACCCACCUCAGUACUACUCCUUCUCCCCAGCGGUGGGGUCAGGAAGUGGCAGCGCAUACAGUCUCACUGGAGAGGGACGGAUCACAGCUGUCCGAGUCUGGGAGGCCUACAACAACUACAUCUAUGGCUUCCAGUUCCGCUAUGGCUUCAUCUGGUCCCCUGUUGUUGGCUCCCGAUCUGGCACCCCCCAAGAGAUGGAGUUAUAUGAGGGUGAAACCAUCAUCCAGAUUUCUGGAAAAUAUGCUCACUAUGUGCAGUGGGUAGUGUUCACCACUAACAGAGGUCGCAUGAUGGUUGUGGGCCAACCCACUGGCCAUUCUUUCAACAUGUAUCCUGCCCACAGCGAGGCCGAGCUGCGUUUCAUCAGCGGCAGAGUUCACAGAGCCAUCACCUCCAUUGGAGCCCACUGGGCCGUUGUCAAUCCGGCUGAAAAGAGCACCACCGAGCACUGA